Molecule: messenger RNA, 427 nt
Organism: Gopherus flavomarginatus (Mexican gopher tortoise)
Lineage: Eukaryota; Metazoa; Chordata; Testudines; Testudinidae
Product: proline-rich acidic protein 1-like
Exons: 5
Coding region: 5-427 (140 amino acids)
Source: RefSeq, a predicted model, not a curated record
AGACAUGUCCUGGCUCCUCAUUGGCAUUGGCUUGGCUGUUCUUCUGCGAGUCGACAGCACAUCUCAGGUUCUGAAAGAAGGCAAAGAAAUGGAGGGUUCCUUGGAACAGGACAUUAAGAAGCAAAUUAUUCUGGGCAUAAUAGCUAUUGAGCCACCCCAGAAUGAAGAACAAACAGCGGAUAUUGAUCCUGGAAUGAGGUUGUUGUCUCGUGAUGGCGCACAAGGCAGAAGAGCGCCCAGGAGUGCUGGAGACCUGCCAGCCCCGCUGGGUGCCAAGUCUGCAGUGGUGCCGGAGGAAGACCGAAACCACAUCUAUCACCCGCCAGAUGCUGCUCUGAAAAAGGAAGGCCCUUUGCAGAUAGCAGAACUGUAUGCUGAAGCUGUCAGUGGCCCAGAAGAAGACAGAGACCAUCUCUAUCAUGGCUAG